CCUAUUGAUACAUUAACAUAUUGUUUGCUCUCUUCUGCUGCCUCCUCGUCCCCUUCUCGCUUCGCGUCUGCUCGUCGUCGUCGUCGCCCAGCGGUCUCUCCGCCCUUCCGGAUCCUUCCUACGACGCCUCCUCCCUUUCUCUCAAUCCGCGCUUGGGAUUCGUUCUUCGUCCUCACCUGCCGUCAAAAUAUCGUCUUUCGUGUUCCCCGCCGCCGGAUCCCCGCCGCCCGACCGCCCGCCGCUACGUGAUUCGUCGAUAAAAUGGAAAGCCUUGCCAACUGUGAGCUAGACCAGCGGAUCUGAGAGAUUGCAUGCGCUGGAUUCCCUGGAGUGCCCUGCGUGAGCUGGCACUUGGGGCGUGACCCAUGGCGGACGUAGGCGCAGCGGCGAGGGGGCCGUCGAUGGUUGUGAAAGUGAGGAGGGAGGUCAUGGUCGCUUGCAUGACCUGCCCUCUCUGCCACAAGCUCCUCCGGGACGCCACCACCAUCCCCGAAUGCCUUCACACGUUUUGUAGGAAAUGCAUAACUGAGAAACUCAAUGAUGAGGAGACAUAUCAAUGCCCUGUAUGCAAUAUUUGUUUGGGAGUUAUUCCAAUGGAGAAACUCAGACCGGACCACAAUUUACAAGAUAUCAAGACAAAGAUUUUUCCUCCUAAACGAAGCAAAACCGAAACUCUUGAUGAAACAUCUACCCCAAUGAUACCAACUAAACGUAAAGAAAAAUCCCUUUCUUCAUUGGUUGUCAGCACUUCACACAUAGCAACACAGACAUGUUCAACAGGAAGGCGAACAAAAGCAGUUACUAAAAGAGCAGUCUAUGCACGAGGUCUGAGGCCAUCCUUCAAUGAAUCAUCCGAAAAGGAUGACAACAUUAUUGAUAAUUAUGUGGAAAAGUCUAACUCAAUUGAGAAAAUGAGGAAGGUUUCUCUAAAGAGAAAACAGACUCAUUCAAAUGUUGAGCCAUCCAACCACAUGUUUUAUGAGGGUAAACAGAAUGGUGGUUUGUCAUUUCAGGAUAAAGUUGAUAUCUGGAACCCUUUAAAUUGUCUGGUGGAAGCUGCAAACAGGACAAAAGCUUUUAGCUCUGUUCCUCAGAGACCUGUUGUUAAGGAUGAAAAAUUUAAUGACUAUGGUGGUGAAACAAAUAUUAGCAAUGAAAGGCAUAAAGUGCAUCAGCAUAAGUCUAAAAUUCUUGAAAAGACUGAUAGCAUUCUAAUGCAACCAGUAACACAGAAAGAAAGCAGGUUGCAAAAAGUCACGAGAAGCAACGAUCUUACUGCAUCAGCUCGAUCAUCCCAUGAUGCUCAAAAUUCUCAAUCUGUUAGGAAGAUUAAUCCUAUAUGGUUCUCCUUGGUCCCUUCUGUUGAACAGUUACAGAUAGGUGAUCCACAAUUUCCACAGAUUUCUUCAAACUAUCUGAGAGUCAAAGAUGGUAGCAUGCCUGUGUUAUUCAUUCACAAGUACCUUGUAAAGAAGCUUAAUCUUCAGAAUGAAGCUUCGGUACAAAUCACUUGCCUUGGACAACCAGUGAGCCCUACAACGGCCAUUAACAAGCUAGUAGAGCAGUGGCUAAGCGAGAAGUCUUCGCAAAGGCUUCCAGCGGCAAUCGGAGCCUCAGCCAAGGAGUUUGUGAUGGUGUUGGUCUACAGUUGGAGCAAGGUUUCAGACAACAAAUUAUGACAAGUUCAUUGCACUUAAAGACGUUUUCUUUUUUGCUUCUUUUUCUCUUCUUCUCAUCCAAUCUUGUCUCUAAUGUAUACAUGCAUACCAACGUUUAUACCAUUGUCGUCUCAGAUAAGAACGUAGUUUGCUCUCCAAAUGGGGCUGCAAAGUUGCUUUUCAUUACAGGCGAAAAAUUGUUGUACAUCUCGGUUGAGUGUAUUCUUUUGGGAAUAUUAAAUAUUUGUUUUUGUCGAUUGAAUGA
Messenger RNA from Zingiber officinale, 1923 nucleotides. Its product is annotated as E3 ubiquitin protein ligase DRIP2-like. The transcript is spliced from 7 exons. Gene Ontology annotation, molecular function: ubiquitin-protein transferase activity. The record is from RefSeq and is a predicted model, not a curated record. The coding region runs from base 366 to 1679 and encodes 437 amino acids. NCBI's taxonomy places the organism in Eukaryota, Viridiplantae, Streptophyta, Magnoliopsida, Zingiberales, Zingiberaceae.